This is a messenger RNA of Cherax quadricarinatus, 5309 nucleotides long. Lineage: Eukaryota; Metazoa; Arthropoda; Malacostraca; Decapoda; Parastacidae. The record is from RefSeq and is a predicted model, not a curated record.
AUGACAGUCCCCAAAACAAACAUUCAACUUAAGAAACUUAAAAUACAGGAAACAGAAACAGAUAAACUUCGUCUCUCAGUAGAUAGAGACGCGCUUCGUAAAACUGUCAGUGAACUGAGAGGGCAGAAAGAUGUUUUAAAUAUGACCAUUAGUGAACUAAAAUUGCAAAAAGAUGCUUUGAACAAGACUAUUAGUGAGCUAAAGGAUGAGAAAGAAACAGCAGAGCAAGGAAAAGCCUUUUACACAUCUGAGACAGAGAAGUUGAUUGGGCAGAACAAAGAUUUGGAGCAAGAGCGUGACUACUACAAAGAGGAGAUGAUGAAGCUUCAGACUCAGAGAGCAAACCUGGAGCAAGAGAGAGACUUCUUUAGAGACCAGAGUGGUGAGACUCAGGCAGAGAAGAGGCAGGCUGAGAAGGAGCGUGAAUACUACAGUGAACAGGUGAUACAGCUGUUGGACAUCCUUAAGAGCAAACCCUCGUCUACACCCUCGACACCCAUGCAGAUUGGCAGGCCUCGACCCAAGCCCAUUUCCCCAGAGAAUGAGAUUGCUCGACUGACACAUGAGCGAGAUGUUUUAAAACAAGAGCGAGAUUUCUACAAAAUGCAGUACCAGUCUUUUAAGAGCCAACAAGCAGGAGGAUCAGCAGGUUCCCUAGCUUCAGGUAGUGUUGGAGUGGGUCCAGCUGUCACAGCUGCUGGAGGCCAACCACCCACAGCUCCCUUAGCUACAGGCCCUACUGCUGCUGCUGCAGCUACCGUGGCUCCAACAGUAGGUGGCCCAGUUGUUGCGAGCUCACCUGUGUCUCCUCCACCCAGACCUCAGUCUGUGCCUGUUGCACCUUUUGAUUUGGAAACUAUCAGAAGAGAGCGAGAUUUCUUCAAACAACAGAUGGAAUACUUCCGACAGCAGUUGAAUCUGCAGCUGGCUCGUGGAACUGCACCACCGACGGCAACCACUGACACUGACCGUCCUCUGCGUUCUCCCCUAACUCGAGCAUCAUCAGACACCACACCACAGCGUGAGGCAGAUUCUUCAGCACUAAGAAAUGAGGUGAGAGUAUGCCAGCAGGAGCGGGACUUCUUCAAACAACAAUAUGAGAAUCUUAAAGCGAGCAUUGCACAGCCUAUGCCUCAGACAGAAGAGGUGGAUAUCAGCAACGUAUUGCGUGAGAGGGACAUGUUGCAGCAAGAACGUGAUUUCUUCCGUACCCAGUACAAUGAUAUCUCUCGCAGGAUAGCUCAGAUCACAGCAACUACACCUUCUGUCUCACAGACUAUUAGACAGGAAAUGGAAGCCCUAAUGGCUGAGAAGCGAGGACUAAACAUUACCAGAGCUGACCUUGAGGCUCAGGUUCGAGCUCUUAAUGAGAAGUUAAUUGAAGCUGAACGUGAGAAGGGUGAGAUAGACAGCCACACUAGAGAGCUGCACUCUGCUAUCGAAAAGUUGCAGGAUGCUGCCACUCAGAGGUAUCCCCCGUCCACUCAGGCCUUCAUCAUGGAAAUUAGGAAAGCACGAGAUGUUGCUAUGGCUGACUUGGAUAAGGUGAAGAAGGAUCGAGAUCAGCUUAGGGAGAAACUAAGGGAAGCAACAUCCCACCAAAUUAGAGAGAAAGCGACCUUAGAGGAAGAGGCAUCAAACCUCCGCCGACAAACAGAAGAGGGAGGAAGGACGGUGACAGAUCUGCAGCAACGUUUACACUCGCAGGCUGCUCUCAUCGCAUCUUUGCAAGAUCAAGUGCAAAAUUUGCAGGAUGCUCUCCAGAAAGCUCAUGAUGAACUAGGUUUGCGGGGCAAACAGUCUGAUGAAAUAAAAAAACUUUUAGAUAGGAAGGUAGGUGAGAUGGGGGAUGCUGAACAUCAGCUUGAAUUUCGUCUCAAUCAGCUAUCAGCAGCACAGACUAGAGUGAAAGAACUGGAGGCCGAGCUGUCACGAGUAAAUGAAGAACUUGCCGAUGCAAGAGCAGAGGGCACAGCCAUGAGGACUAGUGUUAGCCGCUUAGAUCAUGACAAAGAUCGUCUCAGUAAUGAACUGGACACAAAAAUUGAACACCUGGCAAACCUGAGAGAAGAACUGCGGAAGAAGGAAUCAUCAAUAGCAAUACUGGAAGGCAACAUAACAAAGUUGGAAGGCAAACUUGAUGCUGCAUUAUCAACAGUGGCAGCGGAGGAGCGCAAGGUGGCAGGGGAAGAGCGGCGAGGACAGCGCCUGGAGCAGGACCUGGCUGCUACCAUCCUCGCCAAAGAUGCUGCUAACAAGGAGAUCAGACGUCUGCAGAUGGAGUUGUCAAGCAUGACUCAGGAUUACAAGAACCUACAAGGAGAGCUCAGCAAGUGUCAGGUAUCAAAGGACAAUUUCAAGAAGAAAGCACAGGAGUACUGUCUCACCUUAGAGGAACUGACAAAUAUUCUGUCCACCAAGGAUUCUGAGCAGUCAUUGUUGAAGAAGCAAUACUUGAACCUAAACGAAGCAGUGUCAUCACUCAAGUCUCUUAACGCCUCACUGGAGGAGAGUAUCACAACGCGAGAGCAGGAGAUGACCAAAGUGGAAGCAAUGAUGGCCAAGUUUAAGGAGGAGAGAGAACAGCUUAUUAGUCAGAUGAUGGAGGCAAGUCAAAAGUGUGAUGAACUAGAGGACUCGUGCAGGAAGUUAGAAGAGGACAAGUAUAAUGUUGAGAAAGAGUUGCUCACCACCCGUGACUUGGCACAAAAGCUGGAGAUGAAGAGAAGUCAGGGUGAAGGAGAGGUGGCCAGGCUCACCACUAGCCUGGAGAAGGUAUUGGAACAGAAGCGGUCUCUAGAGCAGAGGUUAGAUGCAGCUACCAGUCAGCUCAACAGUGAGCGGUCUACUGUCAGAUCCAUGGAAGAGGUACUUAAUGAGAAGCGUCGAGCAGAAUGGUCAUCAGAGGCCACUAACAAGCAGUUGGAAGUAGAAAAACACCAACUGCAAAGAAAGAUCUCAGAGCUUCAAGAGCAACUAGAAGAUGAAGUAAACGAGUCCAAAAGAUUUCGGACCAGAGCAGCACAACUGGAGAGUGAUGUAGAACGGAUGCGUCGUGAAUUAACUGACGAGAGAUUUGAGAGAGAACGAACAUCACAGGAGUUACGGCGGGUACAAAAAUUCCAAAACAUUAGUCGUGCAUUAGAUACUCUUGAUACUGGACCCCAGGCCACCAAAGAGGGUUCAAGACCCCUGGUCAGGGUAUCGCCACCUGAUCCACACACCAGUCCUGUCUCCUCAAAGUUGCCCAGUAGAUCAGAAUCUCCACUCCCCUCAGCGUCACAAACAGAGGCCCAGUUAGAGAGGCGUCGUAGUUUUAGUAAAGCGCACGCUACUCAUAUCCACAGUUCCUCCUCUGACACAGGACUGGAGAGGAGUCAGGCUAGAUCCAGCAGUACAGAUUCUCACAAGGAACCUUGGAGACUUGCCUUUGGAAGCAGAACUUCACAAUUUGCAUGGCAAAGUGCCAGCCAAGAAUCCAUCCACCAGUCACCAGUUACAUACAGGCGAGCAGCUGAUGAAAGCCCUCCAUCUAGAGUAGAGUCCCCUACUAGGAUAGGAAGUUCCUCUUUGCCCCAGGAACCUAAAGCUCCAGCCAUAGCCACACAGUCUCAGGCUGAGAGAACAUCCCCACAUUCUCACUCUUCUGAGAGUGCACAGGAUGUGGCCAGUGUGCGGCCAAAAGAUACAAGUUCCAGGCUAAGUUCGUACUAUGCUCUUAUAAGAUUAAAGAGUGUGUUGGGGUGAACUGAAACUUCUCUCUCCAGAAGCUAUUGUUGUAGUUUUUAAACUGUUUCAAAUAAAGCACAUUACCCUUAUCCGAAAAACUGACACAGUACAAUACAAUGGUGCAUCAUCGCAGUAUCUCAGAAAAGCCAGAAUUAUAUUGAUUUCUGGUAUUCAGGGAUGUAACAAGGUAGAGUAUUGAGAAGAUUUCAAUUAUAUAUGGAGUGCUUUAUGUAUGAUGAAAUAUUAUGUCAUGCUCAACAUUUUUUGGGGGGAUAUGUGCUCACUGUCAAAUUUUGGUAAUGUACUCUAAGCUUAUCUUCAAAAAUUUUCAUUGAAUAACAAAAUUGUUUAAUCCAUAUAGCCAUGAAUUUUAGUCAUCACUUUCCAUAUGUAGAUAGAUAUAAAACAAAAAAGUAUUAUGGUAAUGGCAUCAAUUCUUUAGUAAAUGUUCCACCUGUUAUUGUAAUAUCUUUAUCUCUUAAGACUUGGACAAGUCAGUGACUGCAUUGUCUGCCAAGUUUUUCUCAUGUUGUUACUACAGUAAGGAAGCUUGCAAUUAGAAACUAGGUACAGGUCGGCCAUCACUAAUCCGGCAAUCAGUUAUCUGGUUCCAUAAGUAAUCUGGCACUAAUUUUGGCUAGCAUAAUUGCAAAUUUCAUUAUACUGACUCAAAUUUCAUCAUUAUACUGACUCAGAAAUUGUGUAGAUGGUUGUAAAUCCACAGCAGCAAGCCAGUGGAGGAGAAAGCGUGAUAGGUUAAUAAAGUGUAUUCUAACCUAACCACUCUGUAAUCUGGCAAACUCACUAAUCUGGCACACUACAGGUCCCAGUGAUGGCCGACCUGUAUCAGAAAUAUGGUAAAAAAAUCAAGUGACUAACUACAGCAUUAAAUUAUCUUGAAAUGAACUUGCCUGUAGGAAAUCAGUUUGUUUCCUCAACAAGCCAGUGUUAUUGACCUUCAUUAUUAGACAAACUCAUCCAGACAUAGAUGGAAUGAUGAGCAGCUAUAGUUGUCAUGUGUUAAACACCUACAAUGAUAAUUUUGUCAACUAAUUGUAGUCAUGUAUAUUUGUCUGUAUAUGCAUACUUGUAUAUCAUUGACAAAUAUAGUAGUUAUAAAGAAUAAUUAUCUAAAACUGCAUGAAGUAUAUUUGAUUUUUUUCACAGCUGACUCUUGUGAUACUGAUAAGUGUAUAAUCACAAUUUCCUAAUGCAGUUCAUAAGAAGAAACUUUUAAUUUUAUGAACGAGGCAUCCAGCGGCAACAAAUUAGUUCUUUGAUAGACAGUAUGAACUGUAUUUCUUUGGCCUUUACCAUUAAAAUCAAUUGUUAUUGUCAAGAAUUUUAACAAGGCUUUUCCUACAUUAAUUCUCAUGCUUCGAGAGUCUACAUGCUGUGCUUUGUUCAAACAGUGCCACUCACAGUGGGCUACAAGAGGAGUUAUUAAGUGCUACACCUACUGGAAACUUAAGAAACAUUACAAAGUACCAAAGAUGGGACAGCACAAACCUAGCUGUACCUCUAUAGCUACAAAUAGGUAUAAUUACUAUCUCUUAAGUUAGAAUGUGGAGGUGUCCACA